CGCGCAGGCGGAGUCCUUACGCAGCGAGCUCGCGCUAUGCGCAUACACGCCAACCUGCCCAAGAACCUAUCACAGGAGAUGUAUCGCACCGCCGCGUACAUCCUCAAUCGUACGCCAACAGAAGCACUAGGCUGGAAGACGCCGUACGAGCCACUCGUCGCUCAUAUGAGGCCUAUUGGCUGUCGCGCCUAUGUCUACAACCGCGACCUGAGAGCUGCCAACAAGCUUGAAUCGCGUACUCUCAUCGGCUACCUUGUUGGCUACCAAGGCACUAAUAUCUUCCGCAUAUGGCUGCCUACAAAAGACACUGUU
Molecule: messenger RNA, 312 nt
Organism: Didymella exigua CBS 183.55
Lineage: Eukaryota; Fungi; Ascomycota; Dothideomycetes; Pleosporales; Didymellaceae
Exons: 2
Source: RefSeq, a predicted model, not a curated record